AUGAGCUGGGGAUGGAGGAAGAUUCUGCAACAAAGACAUACUAUUCGACCACUCUUAAAACAUAAAAUUGGUGAUGGCAGAUCCAUGUCUAUGUGGUACGAUAACUGGAGUGAUAUUGGUCCUUUAAUCAAUUUUAUAUCUACUCGAGAGAUCUAUAGGGCAGGUUUCUCCAUGACUAAUAAAUUUGCUGACCUCAUUGAUAACGGUGUUUGGAGGUGGCCUGUUGCUUGGUAUGAUUUAUUUCCUGUGUUAAUAGAUUGUACAGUUCCGACUCUUAACAACGACAAAAACGAUAGGCUUAUACUGCGCACUCUUGAGGGCGUGGAAUUGGAUUAUUCAACUGCUAAUGUUUGGGAGCUGAUGAGGUAUAAAAGACAUCCUGUAUUAUGGGUUGAGUUGGUGUGGUUUUCUAGUUGUAUACCAAGGCACUCGUUUCUCCUAUGGAUGGUUAUGAAUAAGAAACUACAGACCCAGGACAGGCUCAAACCGUGGGAGGUAGGGGGAGCUGUUAACCUUAAUCUUGUUUGUUAUUCUCUUUGUAAAACAGGUAGAGACUCCCAUGACCAUCUCUUUUUCGAAUGCGCUUUUGCUACUCAAGUGUGGAAUCUGGUUCGCGAUAUGGCAAAUAUGCAUGACAUCCCUGCUAAAUUAAAAGAUAUAUCUGAUCACUUGAUUCCCCUGGCAAGAAGUAAAUCAGCAAACAGCAUCAUUGGUAAGCUGAUCUUUGCAGCUACCACUUAUUUUGUAUGGCAAGAGCGGAAUAAUCAGAUGUUUAUAAAUGAUACUCGCUCUCCUGCUCAGUUGAAGAAUACUAUUCUUGAUACGGUUCGCUAUAAGAUAGUGACGGUGAAAUUCAGAGGACACAAUGACACUAAAGUGUUAGAGAAAUGGAAUUUGGCAAGUCAAGAUAUACGAGCUUAA
Molecule: messenger RNA, 921 nt
Organism: Erigeron canadensis
Lineage: Eukaryota; Viridiplantae; Streptophyta; Magnoliopsida; Asterales; Asteraceae
Exons: 1
Coding region: 1-921 (306 amino acids)
Source: RefSeq, a predicted model, not a curated record